AUGGCUUCUCCCAAGCUUCAAGUUGCCGUCGCAGGCCUCGGUCGCAUGGGCGCUCGUCACGCCUUAAACUUUCACAACCGAACCCCCCGCGCCGAGCUCGUCGCAGCCUUCACUCCGGUGCAAAAAGAAGCCGAGUGGGCAAAGACUAACCUUGAGGGUGUUGUCAUCUACAAUGACUACCAGGAGAUGCUCAAGCAUCCUGGACUCCAGGCUGUUGUCGUCGCCACGGUCACUACUGCUCAUGCGGAGGAGGCUAUCCAAGCCAUUGAAGCUGAUAAGCACGUUCUGUGCGAGAAGCCUUUGAGUACAAGUGUUGAGAUUUCUCAAUCCGUCGUCGAUGCUGCGUCCAAGAAACCUCACCUUAAGGUCAUGUGCGGCUUCUCUCGCCGCUUCGAUGCCUCAUACCGAGAUGCCUUUGAGCGCAUGGACAGUGGUGCCAUUGGCCGUCCCUCUGUCUUCCGAUCACAAACCUGCGAUAAGCUCGACCCCUCUGGCUUCUUCGUCGCCUAUGCCGAGUUCAGCGGCGGUAUCUUCGUCGACUGUAACAUCCACGACAUCGACCUCGCAUUGUGGUACUUUGGCCAAAACUCCAUAGUCAAGUCCGUCGUUGCCACUGGUAUCACCGCUGUUCAGCCCGAGCUGCGAAAGCACAAGGACGUUGAUAAUGGAGUCGGAAUCGUUGAAUUUUGGGGUGGCAAGGUUGCCUACUUCUACUCCUCGCGCAUGAUGGCUGCUGGACAGCACGACAUGACAGAAGUCAUCGGCACCGAAGGCAAACUCGCUAUCAACGCCAACCCUAUCGGUAACCUUGUCGAGAUGCACGAGGCUGCUGGUGUUCGCCGACAGAUUCCCGGCGACUACUACGGUCGCUUUGAGCACGCCUUUGUCACUGAGGCCAACGAGUUUACUGCUGCUGUCCUUGAUAACAACAGGCUGCCAUUCAAGCUUUCUGGCGCCGUCCAGGCUGUCAAGAUUGGCUGUGCGCUACAAGAGUCGCUCAACUCGGGCAAGAAGAUUAACUUUGAUGAGACUGGCCGUCGACUGGAGGAGUCCAAGCUGUAA
Molecule: messenger RNA, 1062 nt
Organism: Fusarium sp. VM40
Lineage: Eukaryota; Fungi; Ascomycota; Sordariomycetes; Hypocreales; Nectriaceae
Source: the annotation of a GenBank genome assembly